Filobasidium floriforme is the source of this 1380-nucleotide messenger RNA. RefSeq lists its product as uncharacterized. The coding region runs from base 270 to 1379 and encodes 369 amino acids. The transcript is spliced from 5 exons. The record is from RefSeq and is a predicted model, not a curated record. Lineage: Eukaryota; Fungi; Basidiomycota; Tremellomycetes; Filobasidiales; Filobasidiaceae.
CUCUAGUCACACUGAGACCUAGCAGCAAUCCCCUACCUGAAGGCGUCAUACCAAAGCAUCGUAUAGUCGGUCACCUGGACGGGAUCUCUCUCCGCUUGACGUUCAAGUUGAACCCAAAACGUAAAAACAAACUGAACGAGUCGGAAGAGGACCCCUUCGCCGAAGACGGUUUCGGAGAUGCCGAAGAGGAGUGUUUACUGGGUGCUCUAGGAGAAUAUCGGUUGCCUGAAUGUUUGCUGUUGUCGCUCGAUAGUCUGUGCGAGCGGUUCAUGAACGUGGGGCUGGCACAAAACUUCCCCAUGAUGUUCAAUGGCGGAGUGAAAGCCUAUUAUCGCAGAGAGGCGACCGGGAUCAAUACGGUAGUUUCGAGUAUGAAGGCGGUGAUCCAGAAUAGCAAGAAUAAAUCGUUCAAGAAGAAGAAUGGAAAGAUCUUCAAGGCUUUAGAGGCGGUCAUGAGGGAGAACGAAGAGCUUAUGAGACGCGCAAUCACCCAACCUGGAGAGAUUCCGGACGAAGACGAGCUCGUCGAUGCGGCGCAGGUCCUGGCCGACAAGGACAAGGAGGAGGAAGACGAAGGCGAAAGGUUUGAAAGGUUGCUUCGCGAGGGAUUUAUGGGUCUUUGUGUGAAACAAUGUAGCAAAUCCAAGCUCAGAGUGGGUUACCUCUUGAAGAAAACUCUCUCGUCGACUACCGCUCACGAUUCUGACUACCUUGGCCAGUGCGAGAUACCCGACUUACCCGAGGAAGUGGAACCCGAACUGGAUCGGAUCUUGUCUAUGCCACCUUCUCCAGUCCUGGAGGAUGGCCUGAUCCAAGAGGACUCUGAACCGGGCUCCUAUAGCGAAGAGGAUGCCCGUCAACUGAAAAUGGCUCACAUACACCUAGAGUCUACUAUACCUUGCAUGCAAGAGGAAGUCCAGCAGUCUGUCAACCUGGCACCCAAUGAGAUCCCACCACAGAGCCAACUACUGGAUGACGACACCGACGAAAUCAUGAGCGACAUCAUUGUCGAGAGCCUCGCUGUCGACCGCGACCUCGAUCACGACCUCAUCUCUGAGGACUCGUCUUCUCUAGCAUCACGAUUCUCAGACAUGUCAGAGGACGUUUGGUCGUUCCCCGAGAGCCCGAUCGACGGAGUCCAAGCCAUCACGUAUGAUCAGCAUUCGAGCGCCGCCUCGCUACCGCUAGGGUCUCCGCCUCGAUCCCUUACCACAAUUUCCACGCCAGUGACCGCUUCCUUCUCAAACGAAUGGAGACUAUCAGACGGCACGGGUCACGAGCGCUCGUCAAUCAGCCAUCACGAAACACCUAUUCGACCAUAUGACGGAGACGAUGGCAAUGUCAGGGAUUAUGAUGAAGAGGAGGUUUACGACUUUUAGU